GCCUUUAAAGAGGUUCUGGUCUUUGAACACAAUGUGCCCUUUCAUUUCAUUCCUAAAGUAGUCAGCUCAUGAGAUUUCAGACAAGUGCACCAUGUUUCCAACACCAACUAAUCCACGUAUCCAGCCUUCUACAGAAGAAGUCAGUUGGUUGGUACCUUCCAUUAGCCUUGAGGAUGUGGAGGGGAAUCCUCCAAUUGACCUUUGCUGCAUGUUCUGCUUUGAUGGAGAUUAUGCCAAAACUGCAGCUAAAAUGGAAACAACAAAGAUCAUACUUCCUCCUUCUAUCUAUGAACCUGAUCCUGACAAGAAAGAUGUUACUCUAGACUUGAUCAUCGACAAAGCUAUGAAACAUUCUGACACAACUCUUAUCAAAGGCAAGAUUGACAAAACUGUUGGCAAUGAGAUUCACUACUAUUUACUUUGUGAAUGCAAGCGAAAAUACUACAGUCAACGGGGCGCCACAACAUCGGCAAAAGAGAACCAAAAGGAAAACUUUAGACAGGAUAGAAUAGUCGACAAGGGGAAAGGUAGUCGAGGUCCAGAUGGGAGGAGCUUUCCCCGCAGAACCGAGACAUCUAAGCCCCACAAAAAAUGCCCUGUUGAAUUCAAAUUGAGGUUGAUCCCUGGCCAGUACUGGUACUUCAAGAGAACUCGUAAGGCACUGGGUAUUCACAACCAUUCUCGAACUCCAUUUGUUGACAAACAUAGAAGAAUGAAAACCUACUCGCAGGAAGAAUUGAAUCUGGCCCAAACGUAUAGCCAAAUCUGUCCUGCCGGUGCCGCGAUGGCUUUGACUAGCAAGGCAACUGGCACCCUAGCACCUUCCAAAGAUCAGCUCCGUUACAACAAGUCUCCCACUUCUAACAAACCUGUAUCCCAAUCCCAGGCUCUUAUCGAGUACCUCAGGGAGCAAGUAUCUUUGAAGAAGAUGAGAUUCGUUGCAUUGUAUCACGAGGUCACUGAGACAAGUUUGCUAAUCAUUUCAAAGGCCAGCAUGAAUAGGAGGGCUCAACAGAUGAACAAUGAGGGUGUCUUUGAUGAGGACCUGGAACAAGCUGAAGAUAUACAGCUCACCUAUGAGGACUCCAGUUCCACUGUCCAGCAGCUGAGACUUAAGUCAGCUGCAGAGAAGGUUGGUAUUGCAGAGGCACUAUUGGCAUGA
Seminavis robusta is the source of this 1162-nucleotide messenger RNA. NCBI's taxonomy places the organism in Eukaryota, Bacillariophyta, Bacillariophyceae, Naviculales, Naviculaceae. The record is from the annotation of a GenBank genome assembly.